This is a messenger RNA of Cebus imitator (Panamanian white-faced capuchin), 1949 nucleotides long. RefSeq names its product zinc finger protein 696 (gene ZNF696). The transcript has 3 exons. Gene Ontology annotation, molecular function: RNA polymerase II cis-regulatory region sequence-specific DNA binding; DNA-binding transcription factor activity, RNA polymerase II-specific. The coding region runs from base 198 to 1391 and encodes 397 amino acids. Gene Ontology annotation, biological process: regulation of DNA-templated transcription. NCBI's taxonomy places the organism in Eukaryota, Metazoa, Chordata, Mammalia, Primates, Cebidae. The record is from RefSeq and is a predicted model, not a curated record.
CCCCCCGCGCGUCUCCGGGCCUUUGUAAGUUGUCAAAUUUCCCACCAGCCCUGCGGAUCCAGCCUCUUCCCAGCUGGGAACAGGAGGGCCUGGUUCCUAAUUCUGGCCGGUAAGGUGUUCCUACUUUCAAAAAUCUGCUUUCAGACUUAAAAAUUGCACUUUAAAUUGCGUUUUUGUAAAAGAGGAGGCGUCCCCCUAUGUCACCCAGGCUGGCCGUCUACACCUGGGCUCAAGCGAUCCUCCCGCUCAGCCUCCCUGGCAGGCAGAAAUUGUUCCCACUGCUGGUGUUCUGCAAGGUGGAGCCCACAGGUGCCAAGGGGAGCAGUACCCUGAUGGAGGCCCCUGCAGCUGUGAAGGCCGCUUUCCUGGCGCAGGCCCCGAGUGGCAGCCGGCCAGCGGAGGAGCAGGCAGCUCGGAGCACAGGUCCUGCACCACAGCCCGGCGCCCCCAAGGGAGAGGGCCACAGAGGGGGGCCUCCCUGGGCGCCGGGGUCUCUUGGCCUUUGUGAAAAUGAGGAAGCUGGAGAACGGCCCCGAGGUUCCCCUCGAGGCCCGGUCAUUUCUGAGAAAACCGGAGGACAGAGUGGCGGCGAGUCAAGCCCCGGGGCAGGGGGAAGGCAUGACUGGAAGGGGCGGCCCUUCCCGUGCAGCGCCUGCGGCCUCAGCUUCAAGUGCCCCUCCGACGCAGCGAAGCACCGCAGCAUCCACUCGGGGGAGAAGCCGUACGCGUGCAGUGACUGCGGCAAGGCCUUCAUCCACAGCUCGCACGUGGUCCGGCACCAGCGCGCGCACAGCGGGGAGAGGCCCUACGCGUGCGGCGAGUGCGGCAAGGCCUUCAGCCAGAGCUUCAACCUGCUCCGCCACCAGCGCGUGCACACGGGCGAGAAGCCCUACGCCUGCCAGGACUGCGGCAAGGCCUUCGGCCAGAGGUCGGACGCCGCCAAGCACCGCCGCACCCACACCGGGGAGAGGCUGUACGCGUGCGGCGAGUGCGGGAAGCGCUUCCUGCACAGCUCCAACGUGGUGCGGCACCGGCGGACCCACCACGGGGAGAACCCGUACGAGUGCCGGGAGUGCGGCCAGGCCUUCAGCCAGAGCUCCAACCUCCUCCAGCACCAGCGCGUGCACACGGGCGAGCGGCCCUUCGCCUGCCAGGACUGCGGCCGCGCCUUCAGCCGCAGCUCCUUCCUGCGCGAGCACCGCCGCAUCCACACCGGCGAGAAGCCCCACGAGUGCGGCCACUGCGGGCGCGCGUUCCGGGCGCUGUCGGGCUUCUUCCGGCACCAGCGGCUCCACACGGGCGAGAAGCCGUUUCGCUGCACUGAGUGCGGCCGCGCCUUCCGCCUGAGCUUCCACCUCAUCCAGCACCGGCGGGUGCACGGCGCCGAGUGAGCCGGGGUGCGCGGUGACCAAGUGGCAGAGCCGGCUGCCCGCCUGCCUCUCGGGCUGCGAAAGCCUCGCCGGGGUGCAUCCCCCUUGGCUCUGGGAAGGGGAGGCGCUUCCCCGCGGCAGGGCAGGCCCCAGGGGUCUGUACCCGGCCUGCCACCGCCCGCUGCCGAGACGCCUCCCCUCCCAUGGUCAGCUGCAGCGACUGUCUCAUUUCCUGCGGGGGGCACUGGCCGGUGAUUGAAUCGGUCAUUCCUACAGCCAGGCCUCCAGCAAAACCCUGCAUGGGGCUCGAGCUUUGGGUUGGUGAAGGUGGGGGGUGGUUAGGCAGGGGGCGCCCAGCGAGGGCGUGGAAGCCUUGUGCCCUCCCCCUGUGCUUUGCCCGUGAGCGGUUCAUCCGUGUCUUUUCAGUUAGCUGGUCCAUAUGGUCCCGAUGUGUGUGCUUAGAAAAGUAUGGAGCCUGGCCCGACGCGGUGGCUCCCGCCUGUAAUCCCAGCACUCUGGGAGACCGAGGCGGUGGAUCACAAGGUCAAGAGAUCGAAACCAGCCUGGCCAACAUGGUGA